This is a messenger RNA of Recurvomyces mirabilis, 498 nucleotides long. RefSeq lists its product as uncharacterized. The coding region runs from base 1 to 498 and encodes 165 amino acids. NCBI's taxonomy places the organism in Eukaryota, Fungi, Ascomycota, Dothideomycetes, Mycosphaerellales, Teratosphaeriaceae. The transcript has a single exon. The record is from RefSeq and is a predicted model, not a curated record.
AUGUCAACACAACGACGAAGCCAGCGCGCCACGGGCGUGAAGCCUGAAAAGAGCUUCGAGGACAUCACGACUAAGAGCCGUCAAAACACUCGGAAAGACAAGCGUACCGCUCGUGAGGUCAAGCACGCAGGCGUCCAAUCACAGGUCACCUUCUUCAAUCUCCUACCUAGGCUACGCUUGCGAGUCUACCACUAUGCAAUAGGUUCAGAGCACAGCCGCGAGCUCAGGAAGAUUAAUGUUCCAACACUAGCAAUGGUCAGCAAACAGGUCCGCGCCGAAGUACUGCGAGUGUUCUUCUCGGAGUGUACAUUUGAAUGGGUGGUGUGGUCGAGUGGCGAAGAUGCAGAGGAACUGGAUGGGCUGAAUGGCCGUGGCGAAUUACCAACGCUAGCAGUACCCACCUUGAGCAUGAAACUCUGGGCGAAACCGCGAUACGCCUAUGUCAGACGAGACUACGGCAUUCGUGUGGCCUUGGGCAAGCGUUCUCGUGAGAUCUAA